Messenger RNA from Spinacia oleracea (spinach), 1315 nucleotides. Its product is annotated as cytidine deaminase 1. Bases 209 to 1204 code for a protein of 331 amino acids. Gene Ontology annotation, cellular component: cytosol. The record is from RefSeq and is a predicted model, not a curated record. Gene Ontology annotation, molecular function: zinc ion binding; cytidine deaminase activity. The transcript has a single exon. NCBI's taxonomy places the organism in Eukaryota, Viridiplantae, Streptophyta, Magnoliopsida, Caryophyllales, Amaranthaceae.
UUCGCUAAAACAUAAAAAAUUUAAAAAAUUAACCAAAAACCAAAAUAGAAACCCUUUCUAUAAAAUGCCUACACUGUACUCAUAUCCUUCCCUCUAAUUUCCUCGAAAACACAACCACUCUAUCUCUCUCAACACUCUUCCUCGUUGCACAAACACAUCUCCCACUUUUUUUUUAUCGAAAGAACACCAAACCCAGAAACCCAGAAAAAUGGACCACCACCUCAAAUUUGUGAUCAGUGCAUCAGAAGCAGAAACAAUGGCCAAACAACAAGGCUUUAAAUCAGUCCUCAACCUCCUCCCAUUCAUCGCAAAAUCCUCUAAAAAACUCGCCCGCCGUCCUAUCUCCGGCUUCUCCGUCGCCGCCGUAGGCUUAGCUUCCGACGGCCGUAUCUUCAUCGGUGUAAACGUCGAAUUCCCAGGAUUACCCCUCCACCACUCUAUCCACGCCGAGCAAUUCCUCAUCACCAAUCUCUCUCUCCACCACCACCACCACCAACCCUAUAUCAAAAACGUCGUCGUCACCGCCUACCCUUGCGGACAUUGCCGUCAAUUCCUCCAAGAAAUCAGGGAUGCACCAGAAAUCCAGAUCUUCGUUCUAAAAUCUGAUAAAUCGGAUUGCCCAGAUGAUGAAUUAGAUCAAUUUAUGCCGUUAUCUUACUUUCUACCUCACAGAUUUGGCCCGGAUGAUUUACUGGAUAAAGACGUUCCUCUAAUUCUGGAGAAUCGCGAUAACAAUCUGGUUCUCCUCGAUCGUGAAAAUAAUGUUGAAAAUGGUGGAUUGUGUAAUGGAUUUUCGAAGUCUGAAGAAAGGGGGGUUGUUUUAGCAGCAUUAGAGGCGGCGAAUAAGUCUCACGCGCCGUACAGCGGGUGUCCGUCUGGGAUGGCGUUGAUCGAUAAGGAUGGAGUUAUCUACAAGGGUAGUUACAUGGAGUCUGCGGCUUAUAACCCGAGUAUGGGACCCGCACAAGCCGCCAUUAUCGCUUAUAUGGCGGCGGCGGCAGAAGGCGGCGAAGGUGGUGGUGAUUAUGAAAGGAUUGUGGGUGCUGUGUUGGUUGAAGUUGAAGGUGCUGUUGUUAGACAAGAAGAGACUGUGAGAUUGUUUCUGAAUGCUGUUAUACCAAAAUGUGAAUUUCAUGUGUUUCAUUGCCAGAAAUCAGGUUCUGGUAAUGUGAUAGGUAAAGGGAAUCAAAUUGUUCAAAAAUGAUUUCAUGAAAUCGAUUGUUUGUAAUAAUUCUGAUGAUUAUUCAUAUAUUAUGAUCAUUGUGUAUAGAAAAUUGAUAUAAAUGGUACUUUGAUUUGUUGUGUCUCUAAAUAA